This is a messenger RNA of Photinus pyralis (common eastern firefly), 1030 nucleotides long. RefSeq lists its product as uncharacterized. The transcript has 2 exons. The coding region runs from base 244 to 675 and encodes 143 amino acids. Gene Ontology annotation, molecular function: odorant binding. Lineage: Eukaryota; Metazoa; Arthropoda; Insecta; Coleoptera; Lampyridae. The record is from RefSeq and is a predicted model, not a curated record.
CUAAGAAUAGCUACAAGAUUCUAAUAUUGUGUUCUCACACACUCAAUGAAUAGCAAGCAGGCCAUUUUGGUGUCCCAAAAUAUGGCGUGUGCACUAAAUGAUUUUAUACAUGAAUAACUGAGUAUCAAAACUCACUGAACGAAGGAGAUAUUAAUAAUCAAUUGAUAUAUCAUUUUGAAAUAAACAAUGAUAAGAAAUUGGGUAGCAAUCUAACUUGAAAAAUAGGUUCAGUUAUAAAUCAUAAUGUGGCAAGUUCCUUUUAUUCUACUGGCAGCUGUACGCGUUCAGAUAGCGCACGCGGAAACUCUCACCGAAGUGAUAACGCCAGAAGAUCACGAAUGUAUGAACGCUCUAAAGAUUGAUAUAAACAAAUUGGCGACAUUCUUCGAUAAACAGUACAAGGUCAAGCUGGACGACCCGGUCCUGAACGAAUAUGCAAUCUGUUGGCAUACACGUAUGGGAAUGAUGGACGAAAACAGGAAUUUUAAUUGGGAAAAGGUAGUGCAGCUGCCAAUGAUAAUGAUGCCUUUAUUUCGAGCCGGUGCAACGCUUAGCCAGCAAGAGGCAUCUAACUUUGUAACAGUUUGUAAGCAGACAAUAGACCUGAAAGCUGAAAAUGUAUCGGCCCAAUUAAAUAAUUGCAUUGUAGAUCAGAUUCUGAAACAUAUUAUGUAACACUGCUACAUUGCGGAGUUAAAUCACAUCACAGUUCUGAUCUCCAGAAACUGGAGACCUUCAAAUUAACAUCAAUAAAUUUGGUCACUUUGACCAGAUCCAUUUUUGUAACUAUUUAAUAUAUGUAGGUAAUAAUUAAUAUUUUAGAAUUUCUUGUAGUAUUCGGUAUGGUUCGCUUGUUUUAUUUUGUGUUAUAGACAAACUUUCAACUCCUGUUGCUUCAUUGGCAUAUAGUAAUAGCAAGGAGGUACAUUGCCUUGCUUCACUCCUGUUGUCUAAAAAUAUGUUGUGAGAAACGUUUGCUCUGAAAGCUCCUAUAAAAAGUUCUAUUUUUAAAAUUUUUCUCAAUAACCAU